Messenger RNA from Adineta steineri, 789 nucleotides. The record is from the annotation of a GenBank genome assembly. Lineage: Eukaryota; Metazoa; Rotifera; Eurotatoria; Adinetida; Adinetidae.
AUGGAUCGACGAUUUUUGCAAUUUAAAAGACGAUUAGCGACUAGACAUUUACCAACGAUCAUUCAAUUAGUCGUUAUUUCUUUUGUUUUUGCUACAAUUAUUUAUAUGUCGGCUAAAUUCUUUUAUCCUUCGAUAUCAAAUUUUAUGGCUCCUACUACUCUACCUACAACACCACGUUCUACAACAACAACAAUAAGAACAACAACACAGCAACCAUUCGAGAUUGGAUGUUUCUUUGAUAAAACAAAUGUAACACUUGCCGAUGGUUCUACUCGUUCAUUAGAUGCAUUAAAUAUUGGUGAUGAAGUUCUUGUUUAUUUAUCAUCUGGUCAAUUUGAAAAAAGUCGAGUAUUAACCGUAUUUAAUCAUCAACGUUCAUCUGUUCGUUUUCUGGAUAUAUAUACAACAGAUGAUCAAGAUCCACUUCGUCUUACACCAUCACAUUCAAUUCUUAUCAAGAAAAAUAAUAUUCAACAAUCAUCAUUUUGUUAUGAUUAUGCUUCUAAUAUUGUUAUUGGUGAUUUUGUUUUAUCAGCACAAUCAAAACCGAAACAAGUAAUAAAUAUAAAAGAAACUAUUCUCUAUAAUCAAACAAUUUCUACACCAUUAACAUUUGAAGGAAAUAUUAUCGUAAAUAACUUAAUAGCUUCAUGUUAUGCUACUUAUCAUCAUAAAUUUAUGCAUAUAUUAUCAAUACCCAUUCGUUAUUGGUAUCAAAUAGAAACAUUUCCUCAAUUUAAUCACUUUAUUAUUCAUCUUAUUGAAUUCUAUUCAAAAUUAAGCUUUUAA